AUGUGCGAACCCAAUCGCACCGCAUGGCAAUGGAGUGACGUAAAGGAGCCACACCUCCACUCCAGUCGCUCACACACAUGUCGGUGGACAUCGCCACGCCGCCAUUCAGUGCACCCCACAGAGACCGCAGCGGAGUGGUCCAGAAACACAACGGCAUCCUCCCCACUCACAGUGCACACAUACACAAUGACAGUCUCACAUGCUCAUAUCAGAGAGGCACUGCCGCAUUCCCAAAAAUACACUCCAAGUCACACACCUACAGAGAGGAAAAGCAAAACACAAGAAAAGAACAACAACAACAACAGGAUACCAACAGCACACACAAAGCACUCACAAUACAAUAAUCACAGCUGCCACUCCCAUCAGAGAAAAACAUUCACCCACACCAGCACAUCAACUCAACCCCAAAAAGAAAAAAAGAAAAAAACAGACCCAUUACGUGAAGCCGAAGCGGACCAGUCUCAGUCCAUCUCCCCGCAGGCUGCAGUCACUCAAGCAAGCCACACACCAAACAACACACACAACACAAGGGCAGAAAUAUGUUCGUGGCAAUGCCGUGAGUGA
Messenger RNA from Trypanosoma theileri, 564 nucleotides. RefSeq lists its product as uncharacterized. Lineage: Eukaryota; Euglenozoa; Kinetoplastea; Trypanosomatida; Trypanosomatidae. The transcript has a single exon. The coding region runs from base 1 to 564 and encodes 187 amino acids. The record is from RefSeq and is a predicted model, not a curated record.